AUGGCUGACAGCACGGCAACUCCCGAGGCCAUCCGCAGUGACAAGGACGAGGAGGACAAGGGCAAGCAUCAGGACCAGGACAAGACGAAGGAACAAGGAACAAGGACAAGAAGCAACCAGAGCAAGGACAGCAGCAAGGGACAGGGCACAGGCAACAAAGACACGGACAGCAAGACAAGGGAGAAGGAAGAGGUGGACGCGACAAAGACCAUCGAGGAGAGGACAACGGUAGCCAGCGACCUGGAGAAGAGCGGCACCAGCACCUGCGAGACGGCCGCGGUGAAAGGAUUCGCCACGACCACAGGCAGCCUCAUUGCCGCCGGUGCCGGUGCUGCCGCCCCCGGUGCCGCCGCCCCCGAAGUUGGAUCCGUCAUCUCCGGCGAGACCACCGGCUUUGGUAGUGCAGACAUCCGCAGUCGCCUCACUCAAUAUGCUAAUCAAUAG
Molecule: messenger RNA, 444 nt
Organism: Cordyceps fumosorosea ARSEF 2679
Lineage: Eukaryota; Fungi; Ascomycota; Sordariomycetes; Hypocreales; Cordycipitaceae
Exons: 2
Coding region: 1-444 (147 amino acids)
Source: RefSeq, a predicted model, not a curated record